Hirsutella rhossiliensis is the source of this 915-nucleotide messenger RNA. RefSeq lists its product as uncharacterized. NCBI's taxonomy places the organism in Eukaryota, Fungi, Ascomycota, Sordariomycetes, Hypocreales, Ophiocordycipitaceae. The record is from RefSeq and is a predicted model, not a curated record. Bases 1 to 915 code for a protein of 304 amino acids. The transcript is spliced from 2 exons.
AUGAAGGCUUCAACAGUCCUCGCCGCCGCCACCGCCGCCGUGGCCCCGGUGCGCGCGUCGGGCGUCUCGAGCGCGACCGAGGUCAAGUGCGCGCGGCCCAACGCCAGCUUCUGCGUCGCGGGCGACAUCAUCCUGCGCUGCGACAGCUCGGGCGUCGGUGUGCCCGGCCGCUGCUCCGCAAACGUGGCCGGCUAUCCGCCCCUCGGCGGUACGGCCGUGUGCUACGAGAGCGCUCCGAAGGCGGGCGAUGCGGCGUGCCAGAAGAACUGCGUCGUCUACGCCAAGCCCUCCUUUACCCUCCCCGCCGACCAGUGCACGCCCAGCGACACGCCAUCGAGCCACAACACCCCGCGGAGCAACAUCAUGAGCAUCCCCGAGGGCUCGGGCCAGCCCGGCGAGACAGGCUUCAUGACCAUCCCUGAGGGAACCGGACGGCCCGGCGAGACGGGAUUCAUGACCAUCCCCGAAGGCACGGGAAGGCCCAGCGUGACGGGAAUUAUGACCAUUCCCGAGGGCACCGGACGCCCUAGCGAAAGUGGCAUCGCGAGCACCCCCGAAGGCACCGGCCGGCCCAGCGUAAGCGGCAUCAUGACCAUUCCUGAAGGAACGGGGCGUCCCACCGACACGGGCAUCGCGAGCACCCCCGAAGGCACCGACAUCGGCACCGCAACGCCCAUUGCUCCCACGAGCGGCAGCACCGUAAACACCGCCUCACCCUCUUCGUCUCCGUCUGCGCCAUCCCCCUCCUCCCCCUCCGGUGGCCGGGGCUCCCCGUCCAACCGGCCCAGUGGCACCUCCUCGUCCGGCAGCCAGACGCCACCGGCCGCGACAGCUGGUGCGUCUGCGAACAGCGCAGCCGGUGUCUUGGCUGCUGCUGCUGCCGCCGCUGUCGCUGCCGUCGCCUAUGUCGUCUGA